AUGGCGCGCUGUCCGGCUCAGAUCGCCGUCCUAUCCGAGCAUCGCUCUACAACGCCUGCGAGUUUCACGCCGCGGCUGGUUCAGGCUUACCGGAGUUGCGUUGGUGUGAAUGAGGUGACGGUCAUCGUUCUCGGGAAUAAGACGGACCUUCGGGAGCGUCGCCAGGUGGAGCCGGAGGCGGCGCAGCAGUGGGCUCGAGGCGAGAAGGUGAAGCUGUGGGAGGUGAGCGUCACCGAGCGAAACUCCCUCAUCGAACCGUUCACGCAGCUCACCAGCCGACUCACGCAGCCGCAGAGCAAAUCCACCUUCCCUCUGCCCGGGCGCAAGAGCAAAGGAACGCCGUCCAACGACAUCUGAGAGCCAAAAACCCUGAAACGAGUCAGCAUCUUACUGCUUCCUGUCCUCUCUUUUUAAUGGUUUUCUGAAUGUGUUUUGGCCUGAAAUAAGAUCUGUGGUUAACACAAACUGAAGAUAUUUUGAUUCUACUAUAUAAAAUCAGUCAGUUAAUACUCCUACGCCUCCUUGAGUUUAGCGGUGUUGACGUGAAGUCAUGUGACCCUGCUGUAGUUCCUUUAUAGCCCAACACUAGCUACCUUUAGCUUAGCG
Notothenia coriiceps (black rockcod) is the source of this 606-nucleotide messenger RNA. RefSeq names its product NF-kappa-B inhibitor-interacting Ras-like protein 1. Bases 1 to 357 code for a protein of 118 amino acids. The transcript has 3 exons. The record is from RefSeq and is a predicted model, not a curated record. Gene Ontology annotation, molecular function: GTPase activating protein binding; GTP binding; GTPase activity. Lineage: Eukaryota; Metazoa; Chordata; Actinopteri; Perciformes; Nototheniidae. Gene Ontology annotation, biological process: Ral protein signal transduction; negative regulation of canonical NF-kappaB signal transduction.